CUACGGCGGCUGGCGCGGGACAGGCUGCGCGUUCCGCGGAGCCGUGCCGGGCAGCAUGGAGGACGGAGAGGCCGCGGCGGCGGCGGCGGCGGGGGCGGCGGGGGACGGGCCCGCGCCCGUGUUCACCCUCGAGGAGGUGGCGAAGCGGAACUCCAGCCGUGAGGCCUGGCUGGUGAUCCACGGGCGCGUCUAUGAUGUCACCCGGUUCCUGGAGGAGCACCCAGGUGGAGAAGAGGUGUUGCUUGAGCAAGCUGGCAGAGAUGCCACUGAGAGCUUUGAAGAUGUGGGGCAUUCCACAGAUGCCAGGGAAAUGCUGAAGCAGUACUACAUCGGAGAGGUCCACCCGAAUGAUCGUGAAAACGAAGCUUCUAAGGAUCCAAGUAGGACAUCCUCAGGCCAAACAAGUUUCUGGUCGACAUGGCUGAUCCCCAUCUUUGGAGCACUGGUCUUAGGUUUAAUGUAUCGCUAUUACAUGGUGGAUGGGAAAAACUCCUGAGCUGGCCUUGCUGGGGCCUCAGACAGCCUGAAAAGAGGGAGAGAGAUUGUGUGUGUGCAACACGUGGAGUUCUGCUGCCCUUAGCCUUCCUGCCUUGCUUUUAGCUCUGAGUCUGUCAAGUGAUGUUGAUAUCCAUGGGACCAAACUACUUCCAAACUCUAUCCUAACUCUGGGACCCACAGAUCUGUUGUGCUUCCCUCUUGGAGUGGCAGGGAAAGAAGAACUUCCAGUAUUCCCUGACAUUGGUGUGGUGUCCCUUGUGCUCUCUCUCUCUCGCUCUCUCUCGCUCUCUGACAUAACCCCCAGACAACCUUUUCUCUCAAUGCCUUUGCGUUAAGCCAGACACCAUGAAAGAGCUGCCCUGGGCCUGUGGCUUUGCCUCAGCCCUUCACAUAGUCGGGAAUCAUCUGCCAGUUGUCUUCAGCCCUUGCCAAAAAAGAUGUCCAGAGCUUUGGUUCCGUAAGAACAUUCCCAGAGCUUGCAGGCAACACUAAUUGGAGCAGCAGGGAAUUGUUAGUUUGGCCACUUCUUUCUGUACCUGUUUUUAACGGUUAAACAAAUACAUGGAUUUUAAAAGU
Messenger RNA from Poecile atricapillus (Black-capped chickadee), 1074 nucleotides. RefSeq names its product cytochrome b5. Gene Ontology annotation, molecular function: heme binding. Gene Ontology annotation, cellular component: mitochondrial outer membrane; intracellular membrane-bounded organelle. The record is from RefSeq and is a predicted model, not a curated record. The transcript has 5 exons. The coding region runs from base 56 to 496 and encodes 146 amino acids. NCBI's taxonomy places the organism in Eukaryota, Metazoa, Chordata, Aves, Passeriformes, Paridae.